AGUUGACUGGGAUUCAGUUACAGCUAUACUGUGAAGAGAACCAGUGGAUGGCCUCACUACAACGUCGCUCGCAUUCACUUCGAGGUCCAGCAUAUAUGCUAUCAUUUUCUCUCCUCUACGAGUUUUACAUCCCUCAUCUGCAUCGACUGCCUCUAACGGCGGCAAAGAAAAAUACACAAUCUACUACAACACAAACCCGGCCCAAGAUGUCCCAACUAACCCCCCAAACCCACACCCACUGCUCCGCCUGCGAAGCCACUGCCGCACAGUGGACCCGAGUAAACGCCUGCACCCAUUCCAACCUCGGGUUGAGCUCCCCAGGCAAACCAUACCCCAUCCCCCCGACCUUAGGCACAGAGAGCCAUCCCUACGCGCGACAGAUCGGAGAAACCCAGUUCAUGACUGCUCCCGAACCAGAGGUUCAGGUCACACAGAACAAAGUCUGGAUACAGCCCGAGUACGACGUCGUGGUAAAGAAGGAUGUCGACAUGGAUUAUAUCAAGGAGUUGAUUGCCAAUAUUGUCCUUCCUGGUUCGAAAUCAGAGGAUGAAGGUCCAAUGCCUCCAAGACCUACUAUUCCGACGCUGUCGGGUGUGCCUCCGAAUUAUUGCGUCUUGAAUUUGAAAGUGGAAGAUGCUAUUCCACCCCCGAGACCGAAUGUGCCGGGUAGGCCUCCGAGGAAAAGCUUUUCUGGUGUGGAAAUGGUGGAUGCUAUUCCACCUCCAAGGCCGUAUGUGCCAACGCCGCCAUAUGAACUUCUUUCUGGCUUUCAAACCGAGGAUGCUUUUCCAACUCCAAGGCCGAAUGUGCCGUUGCCGCCGGAUGCGCCUCCGAACCAAGGCCUCUCUGGUUUCCAACCCGAGGAUGCUUUUCCACCUCCAAGGCCUUAUGUCCCGUUACCACCGGAUGCGCCUCCGAAUCAGUGAUUUGGGUCUUGGACUGGGUUGUUGUAUAAUAGUGGAGGUCUUGGUGUUGAUGCCGGUGCCGUUUGCAGAAGUUCGGGGGUUGCUGGGCUCUGUUGCGAUGGUUUAAGUCUUUUCGGUCUUCUGGACAGAUGUAUAAUAGGAAUAUGACUAGCAAAUAUAACGUUGAUUUAUCAUAUGCAGCCAACCAUGCUCGUGCCGUCUAUGUCUAUAAUCUAUCAUCCACAAUCUAUACUCCCGCCCCCUUCCUCUUCCAAAUCCUCCACCAACAAUGCACCCUAACCCUCUCCCCAUUAACUUCCCA
Messenger RNA from Pseudogymnoascus destructans, 1227 nucleotides. RefSeq lists its product as uncharacterized. Bases 48 to 926 code for a protein of 292 amino acids. The transcript has a single exon. The record is from RefSeq and is a predicted model, not a curated record. NCBI's taxonomy places the organism in Eukaryota, Fungi, Ascomycota, Leotiomycetes, Thelebolales, Thelebolaceae.